CAUUAAUAUAAUAUAAAUAGAAAACAACAGUGGUGUCGCUUUUUCACUCAUAGCAAAAAAAGGGAAGAUUUUUCUUUUUGUAUCUUUGGGUCUUCGAAACAGAGGAAGAGAAAUAUGGAAGGAGGAGGAGCUCAGUACAAUCCUCGCACAGUCGAAGAGGUUUUUAGGGAUUUCAAAGGAAGAAGAGCUGGCAUGAUCAAAGCUCUCACCACAGAUGUUGAAGAAUUUGCUCUUAUCCUUGUGGUUGUGAGAUCGAUUAUGUUCUUUCAUUUUGCAGAGAAAGAGAACCUGUGCUUGUAUGGUUUCCCAAGUGAACAAUGGGAAGUCAACUUACCUGCCGAAGAUGUCCCUCCGGAACUACCCGAGCCUGCCUUGGGUAUUAACUUUGCAAGGGAUGGCAUGCAAGAAAAGGACUGGCUAUCUUUAGUUGCCGUCCACAGUGAUGCAUGGCUACUUUCCGUUGCCUUCUAUUUCGGUGCAAGAUUUGGAUUUGAUAAAGCUGAUAGGAAACGGCUUUUCAACAUGAUUAAUGAUCUUCCGACUAUUUUUGAAGUUGUAACCGGUGCUGCCAAGAAACAAACAAAGGAGAAGUCAUCGGUUUCAAAUCAUAGUAGCAACAAAUCGAAAUCCAACUCCAAAAUGUGGGAACCUUAGGCAAAGCAUUCAAAAGCAUCAGAGCCAAAGGACGAGGAGGAAGGGUUGGAAGACGAAGAUGGAGACGAGCAUGGAGAGACCUUGUGUGGGGCAUGUGGCGAGAACUAUGCCUCGAUGCGCCUUAAGCCUUUGAUAACUUUGAUGUGCGAGAGGUGGUUCCAUGGGAAGUGUGUGAAGAUCACGCCAGCUAGAGCCGUGCACAUCAAUCAGUACAAAUGCCCGUCGUGCAGCAACAAGAGAGCUCACCCUUGAUAUCGUAAAAAUGUAUCAUUUCUCCCUCAUGCAGUAUAUCUGUAUAUCUAUUUGUACUUUAAUCAUGGUGUACUCAUCUAGCUCUCGGUUGUAGCUCGUGUCUUUCCAUAUAUUGGACUAGUGUAGCAUGUGAAUGGUGACUUUGGUCUCUAGGAAAAUCGAUGUUUUCAAA
Molecule: messenger RNA, 1078 nt
Organism: Hibiscus syriacus
Lineage: Eukaryota; Viridiplantae; Streptophyta; Magnoliopsida; Malvales; Malvaceae
Product: PHD finger protein ALFIN-LIKE 4-like
Exons: 5
Coding region: 115-654 (179 amino acids)
Biological process (GO): regulation of DNA-templated transcription
Cellular component (GO): nucleus
Molecular function (GO): histone binding; transcription coregulator activity; transcription cis-regulatory region binding
Source: RefSeq, a predicted model, not a curated record